UCUUAUUAUUUGGGUUCAUCUAGUAGAAAAAAUAUAAAUGUAACAAAAUUUAUAUAGUAACAAAAUCUAAAAUAAUAUAGAUAUCACUAGGCAUGAAUAAUAUUUUUUUUUGUCAUCAAGACAUGAAUAAUAUAGAUAUCACUAAAUGCAUUAUCCAUUUAUGCAUGCUCUAUUUUUGAUGGUUAUUGAGAAGUUGACUAUAUUCCAAAUUGAUCCUAGAUACAUAAAAUUCUAUAUACUAAUAACAAGAAAAUUAAUUUUUCUUUAAUUUUUUUUACUUUCUACCGAAUGAUAUUUUGUGUUAUAACUUUUUUUCUUCUUUAUAAGAGUACUUAUAAUAAAAGUAUUGAAUAAAAUGUAUAAAAGUUAAAUAUGUAGUGAGCAUGUCAAAAAUGAAGUUAGACGUAGUAAAUUAUUUUGUGUUGAAAAAUUCAACAUGUUGAAUGAUGAUAAACUGAGAACUAAAUACACCACGAGUCACAUUCUAGAAAUUAAUAGGUUUUCAUACCAUAUAGUUAUUAAAAUGAAUUAUUUAUUUAUUUCUUUUAAUUUCUAUACAAAACCUUGCCGUUUUAUCUCUACAAAUAGAGAUUAGGUUCUUUUAGUUUGGAAACAGAAAAAAAUUGUAGAUACUAUUCAUGACAAUUAUGUCAUACACAUUAAAACCGUAAUAACACUGACUUUCACAUUCCCAUGUUAUUAACACUAUUCAUUAUUAUAUCAAAAUAUAUAAUGUGUUCAUUUUCUCAAGAAUAGUUUUCAAAUUUAAACAGACUUAAAUAUAUUAAAAUUUAACCACUUUGAAAAUAUACCUCCAUAUUCCAACUUUGCAAUGAUAUAUUUUUGAACUUCUAAUAUCUUUAGUAAAUUUAAAAUCUAAAUUUAAAUUUAAAAUUUUAAUAUCUUAAUGGAUUUCAUUUGAAACUAUUUAUACCUCUCCUAAAUACCAAACACUAAAUUCUAAUUACUAAAACAUAAACCAAAAUAUAAAAAUAAUAUAUAUUUGUAAUAUUUUUAAUUAAAUUAAAAAUUAAAAAUAAUAUAUAAUAUUUUAUUAUGAAACCAUAUUAUAUAAAUAUGAAUAAUGGAAUCGACUAGCAAACUAAAAAUAAAUUCAACUUGUAAAAUGGAUAAAUUGUAUUCUAUUAUAUUUCUAGGUUUUGGAAAGUUAUAUAGUAUGGACUUACAGUUUUAAUUAAUAACUAUCUUAUUUUAAAAAUAUGUAUAUUUCUGUUUUAAAAACUUCAAGUGAUGAUAUAUCAAAAAAAAUUAAAAUUUUCAUACAUUUUAAAAUUAAAUAAUUGGCAGUUAAAAAGUUAUGAGAUUAAUAAGAUAGAUGGGGUGGAGAAGUUAUAUACAAAUAAAAUAAGCAAAGUACAAUUUGGUAUGUAUUGACAAAAAUAUAUUUUUGUCAUCCUUUUAAUCAUAUGGUGAAAUUAUAAAAAAAAUGUUGGUUAUAUCACUCAAUUUCUCUUGACUGUAUAUUAGAAAAUAAAAAGAUAACAAAGAAUAUUAUAUUUCUGAAACUAUAUUUUUCAUUUCAUUAAAUUAAUGUUUUAGUAAAUAGGGUUCAUUAAUAUUUUAUUUAUUUUAUGGAUUCAUCUUUAUAUUUUUGUCAACCUUUUAAUUAUAUGGUGAAUUGUAAAAAAAAUGUUGGUUAUAUCACCCAAUUUCUCUUGACUGUAUAUUAGAGAAUAAACAGAUAAUUAACAAAGGAAAAAUUAUAUUUCUGAAACUAUAUUUCCAGUUUAUUAAAUUAUGUUUUAGUAAAUAGGGUUCAUAUACUGCUUUAUUUAUUUAUUUUAUGGAUUCCAUCUUUAAAAUUUAAUUUUUUUUUUGAUAAUUUAAAAAGAUUACAGAUAAAAUCAAGAGUAAAGAUAUAUCGUAUAGCCCAACUAUCAUUCUUACUAUUUGCAAUUUUGGAUUUUUUGGGGCUUGUUGGUGUUGGUCUUCCGCCAACAAAGGAAAGUGAAGAAACUAAGUGUAAAAGUAAUAAUUAAAUUAAAGGCAAGAAUAAACUGAUGCAAAUCAACAAAUUAAAAGCAGUUAUAUUGUCAAAACAGAAAAAAUAAUUAACAAAGAUGGCAAAUCUGUUAACAGUCUUUAUAUACCUCGCUCCAUCAUCAAUAGGCCGUAUUCACUCUCAAAUAUCAAGAUCUUUGGAGUCUUGUGCGUUGCGUCUUUUAGCUCAUGAAACGAAACUCUAUAUAUCAAUUAAAAUGUUCUGUCCCCUUUGCAUGUAAGAGAGAUAAAGAAACCGACAAAAGCCAUAAAGAAAGAUCUCUGGAGAUGGAAGAACUGCGAGUGAAUGAGUUGGGACAAAAGAAAAACAUAGCAACUGACAGAAGAGAGUGAGCACACAAAAGUAAUCUGCAUAUACUGCAUUUGCUUCUCUUGCGUGCUCACUGCUCUUUCUGUCAGAUUCUAGUGCUGAUCUCUUUGGCCUGUCCUUGUUCUCUUUGUCUCAAUCUCUCUCUCUCUCUCACAUACACAAUCUCUCUCUACUUCUCUUGUUCAUCUCAAAUAAAGGUAAGCUUAAUAUGCGAUUUAAACGAUGGCUUGUUCCUUGUAUAGAUCUGAUUGCAUGCGAGGUGAUAGCUUUAAACUUUCACCAUUCAUUAUAGUUUAAUGUAUGAGUAGUAUCGAGAAAGCUUAAUCUAUGAGUUUACGCGUGGUUAAAUGAAAUUAAGCAAGUUAACCUAGUUUUUAAUAGGCUGGUCCUUAAUUUUCUCGAUUCAUGUAUAUAUUAUACUAUCAUUUAUUUUUCCCUUUUCUCGGGCUUUUUAAUCCCCAGCUCCCUACUUUUUAUACUCAGAUACAUAUAUCAUUUGAUUCAUGUGAUCAUCAUAUCAUCUCAUUAUGCGUGUAUAAGAUGUUGCAAGAGUACUCUGGUCAUGAUAUUUGCAUUAUAAGAAAGAGUCGCCGGCUUCUUGGUUAUCUAAAUGGUUUGCUCGUACAUUUUGAUUCCACGAUGUAUAAUUAUAUAAUUAUUUUUUUAUAGUCUAUACAUUUACCAAAAGAAUAAUUAUGUUGGCAUAUAAUUAGUUGACAUUUUUUAAAUUAAUAUUUGAUUCCAUGUAAUAAUGUUACAUUUGUUGACAUGAAUAUUUUGAGAAUAUUCUUGUGGUGGUUUGUUUUCUUAGAUAAAUUUGAGAACACACUAUUUCUAUGCAAACUAAAAAAGCCUAUAGUGUAUGAAGUUGUUGUGUUGGUUCCACAUGUUGAUGUGUCAUGUCUUUCCACUUUUGUACUGUUGAGGCUGUUGAAAAAUAUUGUUGUUUGUCGACAAAUAUCUAAUUAAUUUUCGGUCCUACUGUUACAAUUUCUAUCUUUCGGUUAACUGAUGAGUCGUUGGGCUGAAACCAUGGUGAUACUGAUACCGGUGAGAAUUGUGUGGUCAGACGUGUGUAUCACAUGGGAAGCGAUCUUUGUAUAUAUUGCAAUCGUUGUGAUGUUUGCGUCUCAAAUGCACAAUAUGUUCUAGCUUUAAUUAGCUAAGUCACUACUCAAUACUAAUAUUGUUGAAGCAAUUGGGAAAUAUGAACCAUAUUGUGUAUGGAUUUCUGAGUUGAAUGAUUUAAAAUUAAUUGGUUCCAGCUAUGUUGGUUCCAGCUAUGUUGGUUCGUUUGUGUGCAUAUACAUGCGCUCUCUAGGUUAAGUAGAAUUUUUUUUUACUUCAAAUCUAUUUGUAAACUGUAGGAAACGUAAAAUUCAAACGGAUUCUAUUUUUUGCUUGUAAUUUUUUUUUUUAAAAAACGUUCAUUUGAAAGAAAAUUGUAUUAUGUUACAACAUGCAAAUGCGGCUCUAGACUCAAAGACAAACAAGUACAGUCGAGGACAAGAUCGUUGAGUAACUUAACUAAGGCCGUAAAGCGUGCUCAUUGUGAACUCGAUCGAAGAGUUAGAUUCAAAAACAAAGAAAAAUUUGUUAGGGAUUUUAAUUUAUUUUUAUUGUAUAUCUCCGCCGGUUCGUUAGAACUAAACAUCUCAUUCGAAAAUGCGUAAACCAAACACAAUUUUUUUCUUUCUCAUUUUCCCUUCGUUCUAUUACCAUAUCUUUCAGAUCAAACUACUUUUGAGCUACACUCUAAAUGAUUCUCUUGAUUUCAACCACGCAAAAUUUCGUUUUACACCAUAGAUGGCUCGAUCCAGAUGUGCCCAUGAAGAUCACGGUGUUAAUGAACGCACACAUGGCUAGAUCUUGUGAAAAAGCUAGGCAACGCCGCUGCGCAUAUACAAUAUUGUAUGUAUUUCACUUUCGGAGAUUUUCUCUCAUCUGUGCCUAUGGUGAGUACCUUGCAACGACCAACAACAUAAGACAUGUAUAUAACAACACAAGAACAUCAAAAUUUCUGACGAAACGGAAAAUUAUAUUGUAUAAACAGAAGAUUUUAAAGUUGUAAUGUAUUGAAAAGGAGUUCUUUUUGAGCGAGCAAAAAGAAUGUCGUGCAUGAGAGAGGCUGUGUAUAGACAGGUAAAUUUUAUCACCACUAACCUGAUGGAGACUAGAAUGAUUUUCUGGAUUUGGGGUUGAAUAGCUCUGGGCUUAGUGAGGUUGAGUUGAGACGUUUCAGGGAUAUAGUUUGAAAAGUUAGACCACCGAUUUCACUCUCCUUUUUAGAAGGCCAAGACAAACAAGAAGAUCUACAGUUUCUCCUUUGCACUCUAAUAGUUAAAUUCCUGCUUAGAAAUCACCACCGUACACAUAAAUAAACACAAGACCGAGAUGAAUUUACCAAAAUGGCAUGGACGCAAAGAUUAAAAUCCGUUGAUAGCCAAAUAUAUCUUCUAAUUUGCGGCGACAGUUGUAAUUUACCAGUUGGUUUGAAUUUAGAUAAUUCGUAUAACUAGUUGUAUACAUCUAUAUAGGUAAAUCAAUAUAAAAACUUGUAUUGAAUUAUAGUAUGUUUGUUUGACAUUUUUCAAACGUAGUUUUACGUUAUGUUGGACUUUAGAAUAUUCACAAUAGUAAAUUAUCUCAAAUACAAUAAUAUAAUUUAGUUAUUUUGAUUACUUUUUAAAAAAUUGUCUAAGAAACCUUUUUUUCUUUCUUCUACUUACUCUAUUCUCUAAUUGUUACAAAAUAGUGAUAAAAAUUAUAGAAAUUUUCUUAUUAAUUUCAUUUCCUUCAAAAAUAUAUUUAAAAACACUCAUUUUUUGUUUCUUUUCUAAGUAAUAGCUUGUUAGCUAUCAAAUAAUAACCAUUUAAAAUUAAAUCAUACAUUUUCCACAAAAUCUGAAUACAAGUGAAAAAGUUAUGAGGUUAGUAAAUAUAUAUAUAUAUAUAUGGCCUCUAAAUUAUAUUAUGGUCUCUAAAUAUAUAUAUAUAUAUAUAUAUAUACAUAUAUGAUCUCUGAAUAUAUUAUAUUUUCUGAUACGUUUUGGAAAAAAAUUAAGAUUUUGGCCGCAAAUGUAAAUCCAAACAUAAAAUGGUAGUAAAAAUUAUUAAUUUUUAAAUAAAUGAAUUUGUUGUCUUAAUUGUUAAAAUAUGAAGAAUCCAUCAAACUACCAAGAGAAUCAGUGCCAGACAAAAAAGGAGGAAGAUCCGGUCGCCAUUUUUACCACGGAGUUUAAGUUGAUGACAUAAUUAUAACUAUCCGAUCAAAGAGAACGUAAAAAUGAAAACUCCUCUAUAAAGUCAAGAAACAUUUAACGAAAACAAAUACUAACAUAAAAAAAAUUCAAGCACUUCUUUUUAAAUAUUUUUAGGGCCAAGUAGAAAAGGUCACAUCUGGCCUUACCAAAAAAAGAUAUUUCAUUGAAAUUCUAUCGGGACAAGUUAUUGUUUUUUAUUAAUCCGUAUCCACUUCAAAACAUGCGUAGCAUUAACGACUCGAUUACACGUCAAUUUCACGUCGUCCACUAUUUCAGUAGUGUAUGCCGGCCCACUGAAUGUGAGAACCACAAGCUAAAAAUAAAUUGAGGGCCGUGAUGGUAGGGGUGGAGAAUCGAAGUCACUACCCUUAAGACAAAAUAUACCACGACUUCCAUUACGCUAUAGACAACUUAUUGUCAUAAACGGCCGGUAAAAUAUAUAUAUGAUUUUGGGCCGGAAGCUUGAGCUUCCAAUGGUAUCAGGGCCGCUACUGUGUAUAAUAGUGAGAUUUUUUAAAAACUUUCACGCUUAUUAAAAAUAUUUAUAUUAUUUAAUUUUAUUAUACAGUAUCUAAUAACCAACCAAUAAGAUUUAUUCAAAUUAAAUAUUUUCAAUUUAUGCUUUUAAAGUAUCCAAAUCAUUUACAGCGGUUGAUAAAAACAUCUUAAAAUUUUAUAAAACUUACUUUUGUAGAACAGAAAUUUUUUUAAAUUUUUUUUUUUUGAAAACUGAGGAAGUAUAUGGUAAUAGAACGGUUUGGUUUGGUUCACAUAAAAAAUAAACAUAGAAAUUUAAAUUAUAUGGGUAAAAAUGAAUUUCUUUUGUUUUCUGUUUUUUUUUUUGUCUUGGAACAAUGAAAUCGAUGACAAAAUACUAUUUGUUGUUUCAACGUAUUAAAUUAUUAUGAAUGAUGAGUUACUAUAUACUCCCUACUCCUAAUUGCUUUGCCAGAUCUUACGGACAUAUCAUAUUUAUUUGGAUAAGAUCAGACAGAACAUUUCUUCCCCCACUUCACUUAGUCGUCGCAUAUUAAACUAAGUAAUACAACUUCAUAAACAAAUCAUUUCCAUAUAUGUAUAUAUAACCAAGUAAGAAAUAUCAUAUAGUUAUCUUCACAUCAUACUUGUGAGACCAAGUCCCACGGACAAAUGGAAGAAUCCAAAACUGUCCUCUUCGACAAAUACACGAUCGGAAAACUCCUCGGCACCGGUAACUUCGCCAAGGUGUACCACGGCACAGAGAUAUCUACUGGCGAUGAGGUGGCAAUCAAAGUCAUAAAGAAAGACCUCGUGCUAAAACGUCGAGGCAUGACGGAGCAGAUCGAGAGAGAGAUCGCCGUCAUGCGACUCCUCCGCCACCCAAACGUCGUGGAGCUCCGUGAAAUGAUGGCGACGAAGACGAAGAUCUUCUUCAUCAUGGAGUACGUCGACGGAGGAGAGCUUUUCGAGAGGCUAGAUAAAGACGGGAAGCUCCCGGAGGAUCUUGCGCGGAAGUAUUUUCAGCAGCUGAUCUCCGCCGUAGAUUUUUGCCACAGCCGUGGCGUUUACCACCGCGAUAUCAAGCCGGAGAAUCUGUUGCUUGACGGACACGGCGAUCUUAAGGUAACUGAUUUCGGAUUGUCGGCGUUGAUGAUGCCGGAGGGGCUCGGCGGAAGACGCGGCAGCAGCGACGAUCUCCUCCAUACGCGGUGCGGGACUCCGGCUUACGUGGCGCCGGAGGUUCUCCGGAAUAAAGGAUACGACGGAGCUAUGGCGGAUAUUUGGUCGUGCGGCAUCGUUUUGUAUGCGCUCCUCGCUGGCUUCUUGCCGUUUAUCGACGAAAACGUCAUGACCUUGUACACAAAGAUCUUCAAGGCGGAAAUCGACUUCCCGCCAUGGUUUUCUACAGAAUCGCAGGAACUGAUCUCAAAACUGCUCCUGUCGGAUCCUGAACAACGGAUCACAAUGUCGGAGAUCAAACAGUUCCCAUGGUUCCGCAAGAAUUUCACACCGCCGGAAGCUUUUUCCAUCGACGAGACACUCCCAUCUCCACCGCCAGAGCCACCGUCAAAGAAGAACAAGAAACACCUGAACGUGGAUGAAGAAGACGGCGGAUCUUCUCCGAGAUCCUUCAACGCCUUCCAACUCAUCUCUUCAAUGUCCUCGGGUUUCGACCUUUCCAGCUUAUUCGAGAUAAAACGAAAGCCGAAGAGGAUGUUCACGUCGAAGUUACCGGCGAUCACGGUGAAAGAAAGGCUAGAGGAAGCGGCGCCGGAGAUGAACAUGAGGGUGAAACACGUGAAAGACUGCAAGAUGAAGCUGCAGAGUAGAACGGAAGGUCGGAAAGGGAGGCUCUCGGUGACGGCGGAGGUUUUCGAAGUCGCUCCUGAAGUCUCCGUCGUCGAGUUUUGUAAAACCUCCGGCGACACUUUGGAGUAUACGUUGUUUUGCGAGGAUGACGUCAGGCCAGCUCUUAAGGACAUCGUCUGGUCAUGGCAAGGCGAUGAUGACGACGACCAUGUUAACACUCAUGAUAAUGAUAACUUAAUAAAUUAA
This is a messenger RNA of Brassica rapa (field mustard), 8130 nucleotides long. RefSeq names its product CBL-interacting serine/threonine-protein kinase 16. Gene Ontology annotation, molecular function: protein serine/threonine kinase activity; ATP binding. The record is from RefSeq and is a predicted model, not a curated record. Lineage: Eukaryota; Viridiplantae; Streptophyta; Magnoliopsida; Brassicales; Brassicaceae. Gene Ontology annotation, biological process: protein phosphorylation; signal transduction.